This is a messenger RNA of Leucoraja erinaceus (little skate), 1350 nucleotides long. RefSeq names its product endonuclease, polyU-specific (gene endou). The transcript is spliced from 9 exons. Gene Ontology annotation, biological process: immune response. Gene Ontology annotation, molecular function: polysaccharide binding; RNA endonuclease activity; scavenger receptor activity. Lineage: Eukaryota; Metazoa; Chordata; Chondrichthyes; Rajiformes; Rajidae. The coding region runs from base 93 to 1238 and encodes 381 amino acids. The record is from RefSeq and is a predicted model, not a curated record.
UCCUCAAGUCCAGGUGAUUGGCCAGGGCUGUGUUUUUAUACAGGGUGCCAAAGGUCUGGAGACCAUUGCAGGGACAUCCCUGGCUCAUCACAAUGAUGCACCUUGUCAUCUUCUCAUUGCUCCUGUCGUCAGCUGCUGGAAAGACGUUCCAAAUCCGAAAUAAGGACUCAUGUGUCGGCCGCUGUGGGGCCAACUUGAGCCACAAUUACAACUGCCAGUGCAACAGUGCGUGUGGGACACACGGAGACUGCUGCCAGGACUACAAUACAUGCAAUUCAAGAACAUCCUGCAAGGGAAGAUGCAAUGAGCAAUAUGACCGUAACGAUCCCUGCCAUUGCAACAGCAAGUGUGACCAGUACCAGAACUGCUGCCACGACUACUAUUCUCUGUGCGGGGCCAGCAACACUGGAUUCACGGCGCAGGAGCUGCUCGACGUUUCUGAACAGAUCUACGCACUGGACGUCAACAAAGCUUCAGACGGUGACAUUCGCUUGAACCUUCAGAGCCCCGUUGCCAACUCUGAGACUGGGGCCAAGGUCGAUCUGGCCUCAAACCGCCUCUAUGCAUAUGUGAACGAGGCCGCCAUAUUCUCCAAGCCAACCUUUGCUAAACUCAUUGCACUCCUGGACAACUACCACCGAAUGACAGGCACCCCCGAGAACUUCACACCCCAGCAGCUUGGAGAACAGGAUGCGUUUAUCAAAGAGGUUAUGCACACCCCCAUCAUGGAGCAUCUGUACAGCGUCUUCCACUCAAAGAAAUUGUAUAAUUCCCAAGUUGAGUUUGAAGAAGACCUGAAGAAGAUGUGGUUUGGAUUAUACCGUAGAUACAAUGACAUCCUCGACUCCAGUGGCUUUGAGCACGUCUUUUCAGGUGAAGUGAAGCGAGGCAAGGUGUCUGGGUUCCAUAACUGGGUGCGGUUUUACCUGGCAGAGAAAAACAACGAACUCAACUAUUACAGUUACAACUACAAUGGCCCGUGGGUCAACUACCCAGACGUGCUGGCCAUGCAGUUUAACUGGAACGGAUACUACAAGCAAGUUGGAUCAGGAUUCAUUGGCUCCAGUCCGGAGUUUGAUUUUGCCAUUUAUACUCUUUGCUUCAUCGCCAGGCCUAAUAAAGGAUGCAAACUGAGCCUUGGUGGGAACGUCAUGAACAUUCAGAGCUACACCUGGACCAAGUCCACAUAUGGAAAUGGAAAGAAGUACAUAGCAUCAGUAUUCCCACUUACACCUUGAGAAACCAGCAACGUUCUGACACUGAGAGGACAGAAGCCUUCCUGGCAAUUCAGAGCCAGAAUUGUGCUUCCAAGACAAUCCAAUGUGAAAUAAAGGAACUUGAUUUGCAUUA